Temnothorax curvispinosus is the source of this 2493-nucleotide messenger RNA. Its product is annotated as U3 small nucleolar RNA-associated protein 6 homolog. Gene Ontology annotation, cellular component: Pwp2p-containing subcomplex of 90S preribosome; small-subunit processome. Gene Ontology annotation, molecular function: protein binding; snoRNA binding. The transcript is spliced from 9 exons. The record is from RefSeq and is a predicted model, not a curated record. NCBI's taxonomy places the organism in Eukaryota, Metazoa, Arthropoda, Insecta, Hymenoptera, Formicidae. Gene Ontology annotation, biological process: maturation of SSU-rRNA from tricistronic rRNA transcript (SSU-rRNA, 5.8S rRNA, LSU-rRNA). Bases 99 to 1898 code for a protein of 599 amino acids.
AGAACUGCGUCACUGCGUCUCGUGUUCCCUCGCAGAUUAUUUUCCACGCGUUUUUCUUGAAUCAAUCUGCCCCGAGUGUCUCCUAAAGUUCGCGAGAAAUGGCGGAGUUCGUGGAGAAGCGGUGCCAGGACAUGAUCCCCGCCCUGGAGGAGAUGAAAGGGAUCAAGCUCUUUGAAGAAAACGAGAUUCGGAACAUCUCCAAAAAGCUCAAAGAAUACGAGUAUAACAUUCAACGACACACAAAGUGCAAGGAGGACUACCUUCGGUACAUACAGUACGAAAUGGAUCUGCUGAAAUUGAUCAAGCAACGGAGGGAUAAAUUUGGUAUCACUCAAAAAAAGUUGGCCAUUGAUUAUGCUAUAACUAAUAAGAUGAAUAGCUUGUACAAGGACGCGAUAUAUAAAUUUCAAGACGAUAUUCGAUUUUGGAUUGCUUAUAUGAAGUUCUGUAAGCAUGUGCAUUUCCACAGCAAUGUCGACCGCAUGUUAGGCAGAAUGUUGCAAGUGCACAGAGAUAAACCAAAAUGCUGGCACAUAGCGGUAUGCUGGGAAUUGGAGGAGAACAAGAAUAAGCACAAUGCACGACAGUAUCUUCUUAGAGGCUUACAGAUUCAUCCUGACUCUCAGUUAUUAUACAUUGACGCUUUCAAACUCGAACUGGACAAUCGCUUAGCUACAGCUCCUAAUGCUGAAAAUACCGAGAACCAGGAAGACAAUUCAGUAUCGACAGACGAUAGCGAAAUACCAUUUCCGAAAACGGCGUUCUUUAUAUAUCAACAGGCUUUCGAGCGCAUUAAGGAUAUUAAAUUUAUAAUCGAGUUGCUCAAUAUCACAAAGGAGUAUGAUAACAUCGAGCAAUUGCAGAAAAGAAUCGUUAGUGACAUGAUUCGGGAGUACGCUCAUGAGCCCUUAAUGUGGGAUACGAUGGCGCGUCGCGAGUUGCAAGGUCUAGUGCAGCCAAACCUCAGUGGCACGCCGAUGGAAGUGGAGAAUGCUGAGAAUAUCACUUUGAGAGAUCGCAUCACGGACUGCAACAAAGUCUACCAGACUGCCGUGAAGAAAAUCAAAACUGAAGAGAUCUGGUCGUUGUACAUAGAGUGCUUAUUAGAGAUAAAUCGUGAUCUGCGGUCGUUGCCGAAUUUCAAAAGGAAGCUCCUGAAAACUGCCCUGAUGCAGGCGCAUCAGGCGAAAAAAUUAACAAAAGAGGAACAUUAUUUGCAUUGGAUUAAUAUGUUGAGUGUCGACAAGAAGGAUGACGUGCGGGAAAAGCUGGACGAAGUUCUGCGCGGAGCGACCGAUGCGGUACCGAACAGCGUCGCUAUUUGGCACGCUCGGCUCAAUCAUUUGCUGCAAUGUGGCCUGGAGAAGGAAGCGUACGCUAUGUUUCCAAAGGUGACAAAGAUAUUGAGCGAGAAAGCGUUACCUUUGUGGAAGAUGCGGAUCUUGCAUGCUCAAAUAAAAAGCUCUGAAGAAGCCGAGGAGAGUUUUCAAGCGGCUCUGCGGUCACAUCCGCUGAUCGCCAAAGAUAUCAAGCCUAUGUGGCUUGAAUGGCUCGUUCUAACGAAAGGCAUCCGUGCGGCUCGCAAGGCGUACAACAGUCUCUGCCUUCAACUACCCGCGUCGUUGGAAUUCCACGAAAAGAUGAUCGCGCUGGAGCUCAUUCAGCCGGACACUCUGCCGGAACACGUGCGACGACCUUAUGAAAUAGCGACACAGCAGUUCGGAACUGACAACACGUCCAUCUGGAUAGACUACAUGAACUACGAGAUGAAGCACGGAGACGCGAAGAGAGUCAGCAACAUCCACGAGCGGGCAUUCAAGACGUUAAAUCGCAAAUUGACGUCUUCCUUCAUAAAAGAUUACAGUCAGAUGAUGACAAAUCCUGAUUCCAUAAAAUGAUGCCGAUCGUAAGCGUGCACUGUACAUAUAUCAAGCACAAUAUGUAUCGCGUGCUCGUAUCAUCACACGCAAAUCUGCCACGUUAUUUGUAAAUUAAUUAAUUUUGUAAAUUAAUUAAUUUAGAGAUUAAUAUAUCGAAUUUCGAUAAAUGUUUAGAAUAUGUGUCUGAUAUCUACCGACGAGAAGUGAAAUAUGCUCGUUCGACAUUUUAUGUUUUUAUACCAUGAAACUUUCGAAGGCAGCGCUAUUAUUUUUGACGUAUAAAUUAGUCGCAUUUGAGCAAGUUUUGUCUAGAAAAUGUUAAAUUAAUCGUUAGAUCGCGUAUACGAAAGUUACAAUAAAAUAUUGAACUGUUUUAUCGAAAUAACAGAUUCUCUAACAUUGAAAAUAUUAAUUUUAAUGAUUCGUUCUUACUAGAAUGUCGAAUUAUUUUGACUUUUUACGUCGUUACGUCAAAAAACGUUGAACAAGUGCAUUUCUUCGAGAUCUAAAAUUAUAUAUGUAUUUUAAAAAUUUAUCUAAAUUCACAAAGUAACGUAACGUAAUACUAAAUACAGCAAAUAAUGCGAAAAUAUAAUGAGGAUCUAAAACGAGA